AUUUUAUGGCGGACCCAGCACAUGUUAUAAAAAAUCUUCGGGCUCAGCUUCUGCGGGUAAGCUGUUUCUACUUGAGCAAUGAGACAGUGAACGAGCAGGGUCUUCCUGGCAACAAGGUCGACAUCAAACAUGUAGAGGAAGUACUCGAGCACGACUCCAAUAAUGACCUUAAGAUAGCAAACGGCCUGACUGCAGUCCACGUGAGCACUCGACAUUUUACCAAAAUGAAGGUCAGCAUUGCUGUACAGCUUUUUCGUGAAGCCCCUGCUGGAAUUCGCUACCUAAUCCUGAAAGGAAAGCUUCCAGCCGAGGCCGAAGCAACGGCUUGGUUUUUUGAGCUACUUUGGAGAUGGUAUAGCUUAAUGUCAUCACGUCAUCCUGUGCUUGCUCUGAGCAAGAUAGAUGUCACCAAGUAUAAAGAGGCGAUAGCAACGCUUCACCUUGCCCAGCAUACGCUGCGACAUGUGAAGAUGGGAACAGCACACUGGAAGCCGUCUCAGGCAGGCCUUCUGAUUUCAACAUCUGUUGUACUUGGCCUUGCAGAAGAAUUUCUACGCCACCAUGGGUACAUGUAUGUCCUGACCAGUCGAUUAAUCCAAGACUGCCUGGAAAACAUCUUCUCAAUCUUGCGGAUGAAAAAGCCCACCCCAAGUGCAUACGAUGUCAAAUUCGCUUUGAAGCUGGUUUGUGUAGGGCAGUUUCUACACACACCAAAGUCAACAAGCUACGACAUUGAUGGCAGCCUGCACCUCGCCGACCUUCUUGGUCCAACUCUACAAAAGCAGCUUGUGGAGUUUGGGGAUGAGGAGGAGCAUCUAGAGGACCUUGUUAUUGAGAAAGUUUCAUCAACUGAAUGCGACAUCCUCACCUACUUUGGAGGAUUUCUUCUCAGGGCUGUAACGAAGGCAACAGGGAAUUGUGAGCCAUGCAGGAGAGUAUUAGUUGGAGAAAAUGAAAGCUACAAUGCACUCAUCAACUUAAAGGAGUACGUAAAGGGGGGUCGCAACUUAAUCAGGCCCAGCAAUGAAGUGAUGACUGUCCUGGUUCACUUUGAGGAACAUUUCAAGGCAUUUGUCUCAGCUGAUGCCAUAGUGGACAUGAAGGCUCCGUUCAGAACCAUAUCAAGGUUCCUGGCUGAAAAUGUGGAGGUUAAUCUUGAAGGAGUGUGUUGUUCUCACAAAGAAACAGUUGCAAAGUUGCUUUUGGAGAAGUAUGUUAGCUCACGCUUGCGAAUGCAUUUUCGCCAACAAAUGGCUCGAUGUGUUGAGGCACAUUCCAGCAAGACAUGUGCUGGAGUAAACCUUUCAUGGUCAAGCAAAAUGUUCAAGAAAAAAACCUCCUUGUAG
This is a messenger RNA of Dermacentor silvarum, 1346 nucleotides long. RefSeq lists its product as uncharacterized. The record is from RefSeq and is a predicted model, not a curated record. The transcript has a single exon. NCBI's taxonomy places the organism in Eukaryota, Metazoa, Arthropoda, Arachnida, Ixodida, Ixodidae. Bases 6 to 1346 code for a protein of 446 amino acids.